AAACUGCUGGAAUUUAGAUUCUUAGCCAUUUAUACAAAACAAUGAGUGUAUUUUGCAGCUCUUUGACAGACUCUAUUUCUGUGGCGUAACCAUGGAGGAUGGCGACUUGGUAAUCCGGUUGCCUGGGAGAUCUGCCUCCCCCGUGGGCAGCGGGAGCUCCGGCGCCGGGUUCGGGGAGACGCUGGUGCUGCGGCACAAGGAGGUUCACCACUUCUUCUUUGUCCCCUUCAGGGAGCAGCCCAUCUACAGCACCCGGGCUCACGUCUUCCAGAUCGACCCCAACACCAAGAAGAACUGGCUGCCCACCAGCAAGCACGCCGUCACCGUCUCCUACUUCUACGACAGCACGCGCAACGUGUACCGCAUCAUCAGCCUGGACGGCACCAAGGCAAUAAUCAACAGCACCAUCAGUCCCAACAUGACGUUCACCAAGACCUCACAGAAGUUUGGCCAGUGGGCGGACAGUCGAGCCAACACCGUGUACGGGCUGGGCUUCUCCACCGAGCAUCACCUGUCCAAGUUUGCAGAGAAGUUUGCCGAGUAUAAAGAGGCGGCGCGGCUCGCCAAGGAGAAGAGUCAAGAAAAGUCAGAAAUGGCCACAUCUCCUUCCCAGGAGUCACCGGGAGGCGAGCUCUCGUCACCUCUGACCCCCGUGACCCCGCCAAUGGAAGCCCUGAACGGCACGGACGAAAUCUGCGACACGACCCCGAACUCGGACAGCCGCACGGAGCCGGCGCAGAACGCUCUGGCCUUCGCACACAGUCCAGCCAUGACAAAACACUGGGAGGCUGAGCUGGAGGCGCUGAAGGGGAACAAUGCCAAGCUAACAGCAGCCCUGCUGGAGUCCACCGCCAAUGUUAAGCAGUGGAAACAGCAACUGGCUGCCUACCAGGAGGAGGCAGAGAGACUACACAAACGGGUGACGGAGCUCGAGUGCCAGAGCAACCAAACGCCGGUGAUCAAAUCCCAGAAGACCGAACUCAACCAAACAAUUGAGGAGCUGGAGAAUACACUAAGGGAUAAAGAGGAGGAAAUGGAAAAGUUAAAAGAAGAGCUGGAAACCAUGAACGACCUGAUGGAGCAGAAAGACACUCUUACCCAGAAACUCGAGGAGACCGAGCUCCGCGGUCGGGUGCUGGAGGAGCAGCUGGCGGGCGCCGAGCAGAGGCUGGAGGAGAACCAGGAGGAGCAGGAGAAUUUCAGGAAGAGUCUGCGGACACUGCUGGAGCUGCUGGACGGCAAGAUCUUCGAGCUGACGGAGCUCAGAGACACCUUGGCGCGGCUCAUAGAGGAGGCCAGCUAGAGACGCAGGUGUCUGACCAUCACAGACAGAGCCAUA
Messenger RNA from Salarias fasciatus (jewelled blenny), 1339 nucleotides. RefSeq names its product homer scaffold protein 1b (gene homer1b). The transcript has 8 exons. NCBI's taxonomy places the organism in Eukaryota, Metazoa, Chordata, Actinopteri, Blenniiformes, Blenniidae. Gene Ontology annotation, molecular function: G protein-coupled glutamate receptor binding. Gene Ontology annotation, biological process: G protein-coupled glutamate receptor signaling pathway. The record is from RefSeq and is a predicted model, not a curated record. Bases 92 to 1303 code for a protein of 403 amino acids.